AGCUGGGCUGCUGGCACCGAGGAUGGCAGAGGCCGGCGCCCUGCCUGCUGGCUUCGGGGAGCUCGAGGUGCUGGCUGUGGGGAUGGUGCUACUGGUGGAAGCUCUCUCCGGUCUCAGCCUCAAUAGCCUGACCAUCUUCUCUUUCUGCAAGACCCCGGAGCUGCGGACUCCUUGCCACCUGCUGGUGCUGAGCUUGGCUCUUGCGGACAGUGGGAUCAGCCUGAAUGCCCUCAUCGGAGCCACAUCCAGCCUCCUCCGGCGCUGGCCCUACGGCUCGGACGGCUGCCAGGCUCACGGCUUCCAAGGCUUUGUGACAGCUUUGGCCAGCAUCGGCGGCAGCGCAGCCAUCGCCUGGGGGCGCUAUCAUCACUACUGCACUCGCAGCCAACUGGCAUGGAACACGGCCAUCUCUUUGGUGCUCUUUGUGUGGCUGUCGUCUGCCUUCUGGGCAGCCCUGCCUCUCCUGGGCUGGGGCCACUAUGACUAUGAACCACUGGGGACAUGCUGCACCCUGGACUACUCCAAGGGGGACAGAAACUUCACCAGCUAUCUCUUCACCAUGGCCUUCUUCAACUUCGCCAUGCCCCUCUUCAUCACAAUCAUAUCCUACCGGCUCAUGGAGCAGAAGCUUAGGAAAAGUGGCCAUCUCCAGGUGAACACCACUCUGCCCAUCAGGACGCUGAUGCUUGGCUGGGGCCCCUAUGCUCUCCUGUAUCUCUGUGCGGUCAUCGCAGACGUGACUUCCAUCUCCCCCAAACUACAGAUGGUGCCCGCCCUCAUUGCCAAAACGGUGCCCACCAACGCCAUCAACUACGCCCUGGGCAGUGAGAUGGUGUGCAGGGGAAUCUGGCAAUGCCUCUCACCGCAGAGCAGCGAGCAGCACCGAGCCAAGUGA
This is a messenger RNA of Carlito syrichta (Philippine tarsier), 895 nucleotides long. RefSeq names its product retinal G protein coupled receptor (gene RGR). The record is from RefSeq and is a predicted model, not a curated record. NCBI's taxonomy places the organism in Eukaryota, Metazoa, Chordata, Mammalia, Primates, Tarsiidae. Gene Ontology annotation, cellular component: membrane. Gene Ontology annotation, molecular function: G protein-coupled receptor activity. Gene Ontology annotation, biological process: G protein-coupled receptor signaling pathway; phototransduction; visual perception.